Anisakis simplex (herring worm) is the source of this 258-nucleotide messenger RNA. The record is from the annotation of a GenBank genome assembly. Lineage: Eukaryota; Metazoa; Nematoda; Chromadorea; Rhabditida; Anisakidae.
AUGAUGUCAACCUCAGUAGGUGCCACCCGACUCGCGUGUGUUUCUUCAUGUGGACUGACCAAGGUCUGUCCCGUUCAGGAUGCUUCAUGUCCGCAAGAUGUUGCUUGUAGCGGAGGCGCAAAGGUUGACUCGUUUCCCCAAUAUAGAAUGAUGGGCAUUCCUUGCAUGCAAUUUUGUAUACUACACCCUUCAUUCUCCGCCACCUCCCUUGCAUACCUCACAGUCGUUAACCUCACAUCCGCAGUCGUACAGUCUUGA